GACCGGCUCAAGAGCAACCAACAGUGGGCACUUGGCAAAGAGGCAGCCAGAGUCGCGAGAGGCCAACGGGGGCUCAGGGAGGAGACGCAGCGGCAGAAGAUGCAACUGAGAAUCUUAGAAGAUAAAUAUGACUGAAGCAACUAAGGAUCAAGACAAACUUUUCACAUAAUUUUCCCUGGAUGCCCAUUUUAGGGAGAAACUGUCAAGCUGCAGUAGACUUGGUGUCUGUCUGGCUUGGCCAAGAUGGGUGACUGGAGCUUCCUGGGAGAGUUCCUGGAGGAAGUACACAAGCACUCCACGGUGAUCGGCAAGGUCUGGCUCACUGUGCUGUUCAUAUUCCGCAUGCUGGUGCUGGGCACCGCUGCUGAGUCUUCCUGGGGGGACGAGAAGGCUGAUUUCCAGUGCGACACAAUCCAGCCAGGCUGCGAGAAUGUCUGCUACGACCAAGCCUUCCCCAUCUCCCACAUCCGCUUCUGGGUGCUGCAGAUCAUCUUCGUCUCCACGCCGUCCCUGGUGUACAUGGGCCACGCCAUGCACACGGUGCGUAUGCAGGAGAAACGGAAGCUGCGGGAGACCCAGGGCACCAAAGAGGGGCGAGGCGCCGGCUCCUACGAGUACCCAGCUGCCGAGAAGACGGAGCUGUCCUGCUGGGAGGAGGUGAAUGGACGGAUUGUCCUCCAGGGCACUCUACUCCACACCUACGUGUGCAGCAUCAUCAUCCGCACCACCACGGAGGUGGCCUUCAUCGUGGGCCAGUACCUCCUCUAUGGGAUCUUCCUUGACACCCUCCACGUCUGCCGCAGGAGUCCCUGCCCGCACCCCGUCAACUGCUACAUUUCCCGGCCCACUGAGAAGAACGUCUUCAUUGUCUUCAUGCUGGCUGUAGCUGGGCUAUCCCUUUUACUCAGCCUUGCUGAACUCUACCAUCUGGGCUGGAAGAAGAUCAGACAGCUCUUCGCCAAGUCGCAGCAGAGCACCAGCCAGCAUCACCUGCCCGGCUGCUCUGCAGGCACAACCCAGAACUGCACCCCUCCACCUGACUUCAGUCAAUGCUUGGCAAAUGGACCUGGGGGGAAAUUCUUUGGUCGCUUCAGUAACAAUAUGGCCUCCCAGCAGAACACAGACAACCUGGCCACCGAGCAGGUGCAGGGCCAGGAGCCGGGUCACAUCCACUAUGACCAGAAACCCGAGGUGCCCACUGAAGUCUCACCAGGCCACCACCCUACUCAUGGCUACCACAGUGACAAACGCCGGCUUAGCAAGGCCAGCAGUAAGGCCAGGUCAGAUGACUUGUCAGUGUGACCAUUCACUGAGAGAGGACCACAAUCCACUGGGAAUAAAAGAGUCACAGAAAGGGAAAGGGUGGCCCAUGCUCUUAUCCUCCUGGUUGCUCUGCUUCUUUGGGUCUUGGGCCUCAGAGGCAUUCCUUGUUUAUGCCCAAAGGUGUAACCAGGGCUCCAAGAGUGUGGCUCAGACAUGGCCACCCUCUUGACUCCUGUCCUGUCCCAUUGCCUACCCACUGUCUUCAGUGAAGCCUUGCAGAUAGCUCAUUGAACAGGGUAGAGGAAGGGAGGGGAACAAUGGCCGAAUCUAGCCUGGGAGGGAGAACCAGAGGGCCAGAGUACCAGCAAUGUGCCAGGAAUAUCCCAGGUGGAUUUUCCAAGUCCCUUGGCUUCUGAGACCUCAUCACCCUCCACUGCCCAAGGACAGUGAAUCAACAAAUCAGUGUUCAGAUGUGUUCACGAAUCUGUUCUGUGCAUGGACUAUACCUGACAGUGGUGGUGAGGUAGCCUUGGGCUGCCCUGGGCUGUCCCUCCCUCUAUCCAGUCUUAAAAAGGGAUCUUUGGAACCUAACCAAUAGCCUCAAAUUUACAAGUGCCUUGGCAUGUACAGCUGACAAAUGUCCUAGCUCGGUGGUGUUGCAGCCUUCUCUUCAGCCAGGGUGCAUAGCCAGCCCACAGUGGUGCCAGCUCUUCUAAGGAGACACUGGACACAACAACUCCACAGGAGCCCCAGCCACCACCUCUCACCCUGCAGCUCCUUUGCAAUGCCACUCAACACCAGAAGCCACCCCUGCCCUUCCUCCCUUGGCUGUUCACCCAGUGCUCUCCUGCAGACCAUAUUGGUAGAAUGCCAGAGGAACCAUUGACCUCAUUCGGAUCCUCAUCAGAUCCCUAGCCCCGUGAUGCCAGGGGAAUUUCUCCAGGUCUCAUGAAAACAAAGCUAAUAUUGUGAAGCUCGAAAUCUCCUUGGGAAAAAAUAUAAUUCUGCCGUGAAGAUGAAAAUAAAACAGGAGAGAAAACACUGGAAAACUCCUUUUUCUUUCCUGUUUUCCUUGCUCACUGCCAACCUAGAGUGCCAAGAAGAGGUAUUGUGACAGAUAUGGAAGCCCCCAUGUCUCUCUUUCCCCAGCAGCUAUACUAGGGGCUUGGGUGCAGCAAGGGAAUUUCCUGCUUUCUGAACAAGGGCUUGCUUAAAGAGCACAGAGUCUCAUAUCUCCCUGGUGCCUCUAAUGAGACUGCCAGGUGGGAGCUGCCUUUCCCUGGGGCUAGGCUGAUGUCCCUGUUCAGUGGUUCCUUCACAGGUGGCUGCCACUUUAGAUGCAGGUAAAGGAUGCUCAGAAUUGGAUACUGAGACUUACAGAAAAUUUGAUAUCUUUUUAAAAAUGCGUGUGUGUGUGUGUGUGUGUGUGUGCAAGCAUGUGCAUGCUAAAGGGCAAAGAGGGGAUCCUACCAUAAGGAAAGCGGAAGAACUUAUGUCUUAUCCUCCCCUCAAGCUUUUUGUCCGAGGGGCUGGACCUCGCUACCAUGUGGGAGGUCAGACAGAGGAGAAUGAAAGCUAAGAAAAGGCUCAGCCUCAGUUCCACCUGCUGAUCACUGGGGCUGUGUACUGCUAUUUAGGUCCUCCUUGUGGGAUGAGAAUAGAGAUGUGGAGGGAAUUGCCUGGGAUACCAUUUGGGAAAGAAGGGCUGGUCAUCCCAGGGCCGUGGAUUCGGGAUACUUUUUUAUCCAUUGCCUGGUACCAGCAUCAAGGUUCUCUCUCCUUCCAUCUCUGAAAUGUUUGUUGUGAAAUGAGUAUUGUUAAAUUGGAAACUCAAAGAGAUCAGUCCUUAGUGGUGAGACCUUCAGAAAGGAGAAAGGAAGUAAUAUGUGUGAUUUUCUUAAUAAAAUUUUUCUCGAUGCCCAACUCUGUUGUGUCCUAGUCUUGUAGCUACUGUACGAGGAGGUAGGCAGGCUUGGUGUGGGG
Molecule: messenger RNA, 3246 nt
Organism: Ochotona princeps (American pika)
Lineage: Eukaryota; Metazoa; Chordata; Mammalia; Lagomorpha; Ochotonidae
Gene: GJA5
Product: gap junction protein alpha 5
Exons: 3
Coding region: 244-1302 (352 amino acids)
Biological process (GO): cell communication
Cellular component (GO): connexin complex
Source: RefSeq, a predicted model, not a curated record